Molecule: messenger RNA, 411 nt
Organism: Dentiscutata erythropus
Lineage: Eukaryota; Fungi; Glomeromycota; Glomeromycetes; Diversisporales; Gigasporaceae
Source: the annotation of a GenBank genome assembly
AUGGCAAAUGCCAGUGAUAAAGACCUUCGAUGUCAGAUAUAUGAAAAAUUAAAAGAAAUACGUGCUGUUAUUGAAAAAGAAAGAAAGAACAUUAGUUUACUUAAACGUCAUGCUGCAACUCAAGAAAAGUAUCAAGAAAAAAAACAAAGGCAACUUGAAGAAGAGGAUCAAGCUGUUAUAUAUAGUCUUGAUUUUUCUAUUGAAUUUGUUGAAAACAUAUUACCCACCUGUUCAUCACAGCCAUAUUUCUCUACAAAUGAAGUUGCUUUAUCAUUAGAUUGUAUUAAUACACAGCAAAUUCAACUAAGUAAUACAGCUUUUGUAGAGGACUUUUCUAAUCUACCCUCUACUAAUUCACUCUAUCUAUCAGAAGUUUAUAAUUCACGAGAUACACUUUCUGAUACUGAAUAA